Mesorhabditis spiculigera is the source of this 492-nucleotide messenger RNA. NCBI's taxonomy places the organism in Eukaryota, Metazoa, Nematoda, Chromadorea, Rhabditida, Rhabditidae. The record is from the annotation of a GenBank genome assembly.
AUGCUGUGGUGCGAUAAAAUGCCACCAGAUCGCAAGGUCACGGUGUUAGGCCCUGAAAAGUGCCUGCACGGGCUUGUGUCGAAAGAUCAGCUACUUGGGGUCCCGAAAAAAUUAGGCGCCGUCCAAUCCCUGAUCCAUGCCGACCUGUGGCGCUGCAACGUUCUUUGGACGGAUUCGGCCAAUGGGGAGCACCAUCUGGACGCCGUGCUCGACUGGCAGGGCUGGCGACCGGGUAACCCUGGCGAAGAUCUCGCCAAGCUGUACCUCUUCGCGUUGGAGAACGAGUCGAGGAAGGAACAUUGGGCCGAGCUGCUCCAUUACUAUUACAACCAAUACAAGCAGUAUCACGGUGAAAAGACACCUGCAUAUACGGAAGAACAGAUCCAAAAAGCGUUCCGACUCUCCCUACCGGCCUGUGCGUUAAUCGUCUUUAGCUACAACCCUCGAAAUCAUGAAAAUGAUAUCAAGAAGGGCUUGCCAGGCGUAUCUCUA